UUGACGAGACAGCAAGAGAGAGAAAGCGAGAGAGGGAGUUCUGCUAAUAAAAGAGGACAGCACAAAAGGUGCAACUUCCCAGAUGGAAAAUCAUUUUAAGAUGUCAUAAAGUUCAGAAUUGAAGAAGAAGACAAUUGAACUGAGGAAAGCGGGUAUCCACAGUCUGCAAGUGAAGAACAAUACAGAGGAAGUGAGGAAAAGAAAGCCUGGCUGGUCCAGGGAGCAAUCCAAAGGAGAUCUGAAAAGGAAAACUUCAUAAAGACCAAAAGAAGAGGGGGAAGGAGUCAGGAGGAACGUGACAAAAACGAGAGCUGAAAGUGUGUUUAGCUGGAUUUCUGUGUUCACAGCCACUCUCUGUCAGGUCUGGUUGACUAGAUUUCUUGGUAACAUCUGCACUGGAAACAGGAAGUCAAUAGGAUGCCAGUGUCUCAGAGGUGUUUGUGCUGCAUCAAAUAUUUGAUGUUUGUCUUUAACCUCAUCUUCUGGCUAGGAGGAUGUGGCUUGUUUGGCGUUGGAGUCUGGCUGUCCUUCACGCAGGCAGAGUUUUCCUCUCUCCCCCUGUCUUUUCCAUCCCUCUCAGCUGCCAAUCUGCUGCUAGUCGCUGGUGGCAUUACCAUGGUGACUGGCUUCCUCGGUUGUCUUGGAGCCCUUAAGGAGCAGCGCUGCCUGUUGUUCAUGUUUUUUGUGAUCCUCUUGCUCCUGGUCCUGACAGAGGUGACGUUGGUGUUGGUUAUACACAUCCUCCAUGACAAGCUGGAUUCCAAAGCACAAGGUCAAUUAAGGGAAGGUAUGAAGAGUUAUAACUCUGAACCUGGACUGAAAAAAUCCUGGGACAAUGUCCAGAAAAUGUUCAAAUGCUGUGGAGUAACUAACAAAACAGAUUGGUAUGAUGUGCUGAAUGGAACUCUGCCCUCAUCCUGCUGCUCCAUCGGGACAGACCAAUGCGCUGACGGAUGGAGUGAGCCAUGUUAUCAGAAGGCCAGGCAGUGGCUGCUAGACAACAUCCCCUCAGUCUUGGUGUUUGGAGUCUGUAUUGGUGUUGUGCAGAUCUUGGCUUUGGUGUUCUCCAUGAUGAUGUACUGUCAGAUUCUUUGUGCUGAGAAGGACUUGGGCUGAGUGCAGACCAGUUUUCACUGCCUUGUGAUAUCACAAACUCCUCGAGGAUCUCAAUAUUCCUCACCCCCAACCUGAUCUGAAUUUCCCAAACCUUCAAUUCAGACUGUCAUACUCUAGUGCUUAUCUUGGGUUCAGGCUUGGCUAUACAUUCCUCUUACGAUUCCCCCCAAAAACCACCACUGUCUAUCUAAAUCCAUCAGUGGGCAGAAUGAACAAACAAAGCUAGUGGUGAUAAACUAGCCAAGUGAAGCUGACAAAGAUGAUGAGCACAGUUGGUUGUCUCAGUUCCAGCUAUAGAAAUAUCAUGAACCUCAUCACAGUUUAAUGUUGCAUUAUGUCUGAUCAAUAACGUUUUGAUUUAUCACUAAAAUCCACUGGCCUCCAGCCAAAACAUGUUGCAAUUACCUAAAUAUGUCGAGAGUCACCUGAGCAGAGAUACUGUCAUCUUAAGAUUAAAAAAAAAAAAGAGGCAUAUAUGCAUCUCCUUAUUUUACAGUAUUUUGUUUCUAGAGUAGCUAAUUUGAGCUACUGAUAGAAAAUAGUAAUGUCAAAUUUGUUAUAAAUUAUAUGAAACAACAAAAGAGACAUUCUAUCAUUUAGUAGGACUGCAAGAAAUAUUGUAAUUCUACUCACUAUUCAUAAUUUCAGUAUUUGGCUUUAAUUGUCCAUCCAUGGUAUUAGAAAGAGGAGACAGGACCGUGAAUUUUAUAACCUGUUGGUUUCCUUUUGUGUGUUACCUAAGUCAAGCAUUAUUGUCAGACAGGUAGGCCCGCUGUACUAAUGAAUGGAGAACACAAACAGACAUAAAAGAAAAUAUUUUUAUGUAGCACUUAGUUCACUUUGUUCAACAUUUCACGUGUAUUAUUCCUGUAAUAUAUGCACACACGUUCUGGUUCAUUGACUUUACAUUCCAUGUCAUUAUUACUGAAUUAUUAAAAAAAAA
This is a messenger RNA of Monopterus albus (swamp eel), 2059 nucleotides long. RefSeq names its product tetraspanin 4b (gene tspan4b). The record is from RefSeq and is a predicted model, not a curated record. Bases 418 to 1116 code for a protein of 232 amino acids. The transcript is spliced from 9 exons. NCBI's taxonomy places the organism in Eukaryota, Metazoa, Chordata, Actinopteri, Synbranchiformes, Synbranchidae. Gene Ontology annotation, cellular component: plasma membrane.